Molecule: messenger RNA, 237 nt
Organism: Paramecium tetraurelia
Lineage: Eukaryota; Ciliophora; Oligohymenophorea; Peniculida; Parameciidae
Exons: 2
Source: RefSeq, a predicted model, not a curated record
AUGCAAGGCCUCUAUCACCUCAAACUUUAAACCCAUUCUAACUUCCCAAAUGCAGAUACUCCCCAACACAUUAAAACCAGACCUCUACCAAGUCCAUAACCAGAAGAAAUCGAAACAUUUAGUUUGGAUGAUUCUUGGAAUAGCAACAUUUCUCCUACAAAUAAAAAGACAUUCAAAGUUGAUAAACCCAUAUUAGUCAUAGAGUAUUUGGAUUGCAAAUUAAGAGACUAAUUUUGA